UCGUGGGUGCCCAGGGUCCCCACCACAGCCCCCACCCUGCCUAUCGCUCUCGGGUGAGCUUUCACUGGUGGUCCUCUUGGCUGGACCUCGGGGGAUGUCACUGCCCUCUCUGCCCCCACCCCACCCCCUCACUGAUGCUGUUGGCCAGGACUUUGGCCUGGGCCACGGGGUGGGGGAGGUGGCCACGGCCUGGUGGGAGGUGGAUCACAGGAGCUAUAAAGCCCUUCUCUGCCCAUUUAGAGCUGAUAAGGAGAGCCUGCCAGAGUUCGUUUUCUAGGUCUCCUGACGCCAUGAGCAUCAGAUACUUCUUGGCUCUCUUUCUCCUCCUCCUGUUCUUGGGAUUUGAGGUCCAGGGGACCAUGAGUGAACUUGAGCCUGCCCCCACCCCCAGCCCCACGCUGUUCACCCAGAUGCAGGAAUCCCUGUAUGGUUACUGGGACUCGGCCAAGACAGUGGCCCAGGACCUGUACAAGAACCAGUACAUAACUGCCAUGGAUGAGAAGAUCAGGGAUAUGUACAGCAAAAGCACAGCAGCUGUGACCACUUAUGCAGGGAUCUUUACAGACCAGCUCUUUCAUAUGUUGAAAGGAGAACAGUGACAUCGCUGGAGGAGGGGGCGCAGCCCAGGCCCAGCACCCCUUGGCUCCCCAGACCUUGCUGGGGCCCACGAGGGGCGGGGUUGGCGGUCUGGAUGCCUGGAUACUCGCAGCUCUCUCAGGAUCUUACUGCCAACUCCAGCCUGACUUCUUAUCAAUAAUAAUAAUAACAACAAUUACUA
This is a messenger RNA of Condylura cristata (star-nosed mole), 778 nucleotides long. RefSeq names its product apolipoprotein C-II (gene APOC2). The transcript has 4 exons. Bases 135 to 599 code for a protein of 154 amino acids. Lineage: Eukaryota; Metazoa; Chordata; Mammalia; Eulipotyphla; Talpidae. Gene Ontology annotation, molecular function: phospholipase activator activity; lipid binding; lipoprotein lipase activator activity. Gene Ontology annotation, biological process: lipid transport; high-density lipoprotein particle clearance; positive regulation of phospholipid catabolic process. The record is from RefSeq and is a predicted model, not a curated record. Gene Ontology annotation, cellular component: spherical high-density lipoprotein particle; very-low-density lipoprotein particle; chylomicron.